This is a messenger RNA of Hydatigera taeniaeformis, 1179 nucleotides long. NCBI's taxonomy places the organism in Eukaryota, Metazoa, Platyhelminthes, Cestoda, Cyclophyllidea, Taeniidae. The record is from the annotation of a GenBank genome assembly.
AUGGAGGUGUCGUGCGACAUUGAGAUGAUACGCGAUCCAGACUCGCGGAAGUCCAACAUCACCUAUGUGGCGCGUCACAUAGAGGAUGCGUUGACAUCACAACGUGAGUACCGUGAUGGCUGUGGUGUCAACUGUCGUCAGGCGAUGGCGCGAUCCUGCUGUUUCUGGUUCGGUAAACGCUACGGCAACUACCUUAUUUGCCUUUACCUCAUCACCAAAGCCCUGUACAUAUUCAACGUGGUUGGGCAAUUUUUUUUAAUGAACCGAAUAUUGGGCACGAACUACACCUUCUAUGGCCUCGACCUCAUUCGCGAUAUUGCCGAGGGUUAUCUCUGGGAGGAGUCGGGCAAUUUCCCUCGCAUCACGCUUUGCGAUUUCGAGAUCCGCAAACUGGCCAAUAGCCAUCGCUAUACUGUCCAAUGCGUCCUUCCUAUAAAUAUGUUCAAUGAAAAAAUUUUCAUAUUCCUUUGGUUUUGGUUCAUCCUUGUCUCCGCUGUAAGCAUUAGCUCCUUCCUCUACUGGUCCUACAAGUCUAGCUUCCGGUCUAAUCGAAUUCACUUCAUCCGAAAGUUUCUCAAACUACGGGACUCCCUUGAGCCGGGUGAAAAGAAACGCAGCUAUGCUUUUGUGGACUCCUAUCUUCGUCAAGACGGUGUUUUUAUUCUUCGUCUUGUGGCUCAAAAUGCUGGUGAAUUAGUAGCCUCAGAGAUUGUGGAGAAAUUGUGGCAAAUGUUUAAACGACGUCAAUCCAUACCAGUCACUGAGAAGGCAAGAACUAAUGAGGUCGGUUGGAAAUCGGGUGUUUCAGGACACUCGCACAUUCACUCUCCACCAAUGCGCGUCCCUCGAAGCUCCGAGCUGUCUCCUACAUCCAUUACCUCACCCACCGUCAACGCUCCAUCACUUCAUGGAUCGAAGCAUCCCUUCGGAAGCGGAUUGCCUCCUCCUCCAUCUGUGCCUCCAUCACAGUAUGCUAUGCCUCCUCCACUUCCCCCACCACCAGGCAGCGCUGCAUCCGCAUCAAACAGCGUCGUCAGUGGUUCCACUUCAAGCAACACUCAGAGCACUGAGAGAUCCAAGAGCGGCUCUAAACACUCCUCCCUGCCUUCAAAAAAACUCGGCGUUAAAAGAAACUUCGCUAACCGUACAAUUGAGGAGGACCCCGGCGAGUUCGUUUAA